AUGAAGCACCUCGCCGCUUACCUCCUCCUCCAGCAGGGUGGCAACACCUCGCCCUCGGCCAAGGACGUCAAGGACGUUCUCGCCGCCGUCGGCAUCGAGGCUGACGACGCCAAGCUCGACAAGGUCAUCGCUGAGCUUUCGGGCAAGGACAUCAACGAGCUCAUCGUUGAGGGCUCGUCCAAGCUCUCGUCCGUCCCCUCGGGCGGUGCCGCUGCUUCGGCUGGCGGUGCCGGCGCCGCCACUGGCGGUGGUGACGCUGCCCCCGCUGAGGAGGCCAAGGAGGAGGAGAAGGAGGAGUCCGACGACGACAUGGGCUUCGGUCUCUUCGACUAA
Cutaneotrichosporon cavernicola is the source of this 333-nucleotide messenger RNA. RefSeq lists its product as uncharacterized. The transcript has 2 exons. Gene Ontology annotation, cellular component: cytosolic large ribosomal subunit; ribosome. Gene Ontology annotation, biological process: cytoplasmic translational elongation. The record is from RefSeq and is a predicted model, not a curated record. Gene Ontology annotation, molecular function: structural constituent of ribosome. The coding region runs from base 1 to 333 and encodes 110 amino acids. NCBI's taxonomy places the organism in Eukaryota, Fungi, Basidiomycota, Tremellomycetes, Trichosporonales, Trichosporonaceae.